UUCUCCUUUUUCAAAUCCUUUUUCUAUUUUCCCCCAAUUUUCAUUUCACCAUUUCUCCUUCAAUUCUCUCUCUCAUUUCUUUUUAUCUUUCUGUUUGGCUCUAGAUUUCAUCAUCUCUAACAUUGCGCUCAACCCAAGAUUUCAUCUCUGUAAUCCCUUCCUUUCAGCGCCGUUUUCUUGUUUCAUGAGCAACUACUGGAGGUUACGUUUCUAAUUCCUUCAAACUCAGAACAGACGAUAAUCAACAUACUUUUCCUUUGACAAAGGUCUAAUAACAAAUAAUGUUAGGCUACGUUUUAUAAAUGCUGUGCUGCUUUGGCAAUGAAAAGUUUUCAGGAAGACUGCGCUUGAUGGACUGCUCACCAAACAGUAGUGACAAGAAAACAUUGAAGCGUUGGUUUUUCAUUGAUAAAAGGGUCGGGUAAAUUGUUUUCGACAAGUGGGACAUAAAUCUGUAUUUGAUCGAUCUUCUUCCCAUCACACCACUGUAUUAGAAAAUAUAUAUUUUUUUAUCUUGUAUUAAGUUGUUAUAUGGACUUGACAUCGAAGCACACAUCUCCUGUUCUCACUGAACCUGCACCAAUGAAUAAAUCGAGGCUAGGAAUCCAUCCUGCUAUUUUGCCUUACUCUCAAUCAGGUGGUUCUUUUCCCCCAAGUAAAUAUAUCACAAUCCCAAGGAAAAAGUCAGGAAAGUUUGAUGAUGUCUGGUCCAAUGGUUGGUUGGAUGCAAUGAAAUCCUCUUCUCCUCCUCGGAAGAAGCUAAUUAAGGAUUUCGAUGUUGAUUUCCCUUCCGACGAUGAUACUGAUGUUGCUUACAGCUCCUGGAUGCUGAAGUAUCCUUCAGCACUCAACUCUCUAGAGCAAAUUACCAGUUACGCAAAAAAUAAGAAAAUAGCUGUUUUUUUGGACUAUGAUGGGACCCUUUCUCCAAUAGUAGAUGAUCCAGAUUGUGCUGUUAUGUCAAAUGCUAUGCGUUGUGCUGUAAGAAAUGUUGCCAAAUAUUUUCCAACGGCAAUCAUUAGUGGAAGAAAGCGAGAAAAGGUUUCUGAGUUGGUAGGACUAACGGAACUCUAUUAUGCUGGUAGUCAUGGGAUGGAUAUCGUCGGCCCUGUGGGUCAAACAGUGCUGAAUUCCCAUCCCAACUGUAUUGGAUCUACUGACCAACAGGGCAAGGAUGCUAAUGUGUUCCAGCCCGCUAGGGAAUUCUUACCCAUGAUAGACGAGGUUUUUGGAACCCUCGUCAAGAAGACAAAAGAUAUUAAAGGCGCAAAACUUGAAAAUCACAAGUUUUGUGCCGCUGUACAUUAUCGCAAUGUAGAUGAGAAGAAUUGGCCUACAAUAGCGCAAUGUGUUCAUGAUGUACUAAAAGACCACCCUCGUUUACGAUUAACACAUGGGCGGAAGGUUUUAGAGAUCCGUCCAGUGAUUGAUUGGAACAAGGGAAAAGCAGUUGAAUUUCUGCUUGAAUCUCUAGGAUUGAACUCAAGUGAAGACGUGCUCCCUAUCUUUAUUGGGGAUGACAGAACUGAUGAAGAUGCUUUUAAGGUGCUGCGAGAGAGAAACCAAGGGUACGGCAUUUUGGUGUCUCCUAUGCCAAAGGAGACCAACGCAUUCUACUCUCUUAGGGAUCCCUCAGAGGUAAUGGAAUUCCUGAGAGGAUUGGUGAGAAGCCAGAAGAAGAAGGUGGUCGGGGGUGGUGGUGAAGAGGGGGGAAAACAAAGAAUUGGAUAAUUUAGGUUUUCUUUUAUUAUUACACAGAAUAACUGAAGCAGUUUGUGUGUGUGUGUGUGUGUGUGAAAUUUGAGAAUAGGGUAAUAAAUUGAUAUUUGGGGUAAGUCUGUUGUGUUUAGGGUUGGUUUGGUUUUGAAUCACUACUCUGCUAUUUUGUGGGUGGUGGGGGGUCAAAGGUUUCUUUUCCUACCCUUACCUCUGGCAGAGCACACAAAGAAAUGUUCCAAAUGGUUUCCUAUUUUUUUCUUUAUAUAUUAUUUCAUCUCUCUCUCUCUCUCCCUCCCAAUAUUCUCAACAUGUAAAACGUUUUUGAAGUUUAGUACCAGAUCAUUAUGCCUGGGAAUUAUAUUAUUUUUGUUUUCCACA
Cucumis sativus (cucumber) is the source of this 2097-nucleotide messenger RNA. RefSeq names its product probable trehalose-phosphate phosphatase F. Gene Ontology annotation, molecular function: trehalose-phosphatase activity. Gene Ontology annotation, biological process: trehalose biosynthetic process. Bases 532 to 1731 code for a protein of 399 amino acids. NCBI's taxonomy places the organism in Eukaryota, Viridiplantae, Streptophyta, Magnoliopsida, Cucurbitales, Cucurbitaceae. The record is from RefSeq and is a predicted model, not a curated record. The transcript is spliced from 14 exons.